AUGGAGUCGAAAUUGGCACAAAACGUGACGGCAAUGAUCACAAGCACGGGAGCGUCGGGAAUCGCUGUGGCCGAUCGAGAUGGUGUCCCGCUUUACACGACUGGAGAGAUCAGUGACAUGGCGAACGUCGGAUCGCUUCUGAUGGCCGACGCGAAGAAUAUGUUUCCAAAAGGGACGAAGAAUAAGAAGAAUAGUUAUCCGAUUGUAACAUUACACGCAUCCGAUGGAAGCAAGACGACAAUUGCCAACAAACACGGAGAGACCGUCUCGAUUCAUUUCAAAAAAUAA
Caenorhabditis remanei is the source of this 288-nucleotide messenger RNA. RefSeq lists its product as uncharacterized. Gene Ontology annotation, biological process: cellular response to amino acid stimulus; positive regulation of TORC1 signaling. The transcript is spliced from 2 exons. Gene Ontology annotation, molecular function: guanyl-nucleotide exchange factor activity. NCBI's taxonomy places the organism in Eukaryota, Metazoa, Nematoda, Chromadorea, Rhabditida, Rhabditidae. The record is from RefSeq and is a predicted model, not a curated record. Gene Ontology annotation, cellular component: lysosome; cytoplasm; Ragulator complex. Bases 1 to 288 code for a protein of 95 amino acids.